Molecule: messenger RNA, 3084 nt
Organism: Wasmannia auropunctata (little fire ant)
Lineage: Eukaryota; Metazoa; Arthropoda; Insecta; Hymenoptera; Formicidae
Gene: Acph-1
Product: prostatic acid phosphatase
Exons: 7
Coding region: 361-1629 (422 amino acids)
Biological process (GO): dephosphorylation
Molecular function (GO): phosphatase activity
Source: RefSeq, a predicted model, not a curated record
GGUGGGAGGGGAUCGACCUGACAACCCCGGCGACGCGACGCGACGCGGGAUCCUUUUGUGCCUCCCGAAGUGUGUGUGUGUGUGUGCGUGUGUGUGCGUGCGAAGUUGCGCGCACUUUGUGGACAUACUACAUAUGUGCACACAUACGGCCACUCGGUUACCUCACCGCACGUCGAAAAUGUGCGCGUGGCGGAAGGCGGACAUUCGGGCCAUUCGGGGAUUCUGAAAAGCUAAGCUAAGCUCGCCUCCGACUGGCUCCGGGUGAGCCGACGUCACGUGCGGUCGACACGUGCGACCACCGCCGCCGCCGCCGCGUCGCGUAUAUCCAAAUCGACGCCGAGUCGAGAUCGCCACGCUGACAUGGACACCGGAGCGCCGUUCCUCGUGCUCGCGAGCUUUCUCGCCGCCAGCUGCUCCGGCGCCGGCGACCUCGACCUGGGCACGAUCGUCUUUGCAAAUAUUUUAUACAGGCACGGAGACAGGACUCCUAUUGCGCCUUACAAAAACGAUCCUUACAGAAACGAGUCGUUAUGGCCGGUUCCAUUUGGACAGCUAACAAGCAUUGGGAAGCACCAACAUCUACUUCUUGGACGCUGGCUGAGGAAACGAUAUGCCAAUAUUUUAAGCGACCUUUACACGCCGUAUGAAAUCUACGUUCGAAGUACAGACGUGGAUCGCACUCUGAUGUCGGCCGAGGCGAAUCUCGCGGGUCUCUACCCGCCGGUCCAGACCCAAGUGUGGGACGACAAGAUCCGAUGGAUGCCGAUCCCUGUGCACACCACUCCUGGAGAACAGGACCACGUGUUGUUGGCGAACAAGUAUUGUCCGCGAUACCAAUACGAGCUGGAGAAGCUCUUAACGUCGCCGGAAAUGGAGGGCAUAAGAAAAGCGAACGCGAAGCUCUUUGCCUAUUUAACCGAGCACUCCGGGGACGAUGUAUCUUCGUUUAAAGAAGUUGAACACCUAUACGAUAAUUUACAUAUCGAGACGUUGUACAACAAAACUCUACCGCAGUGGACGAAGUCAGUGUAUCCAGAGAAACUGAAACCUCUCGCUGUACUUAGUUUCAUGACCGGGGCCUACAACGAGAUACUUAAAAAAUUAAAAUCAGGUCCAUUGCUUAAACAAAUGAUAGAUCACAUGGCCCUGAAAGCGCAACGUACCUUGCGACCUGACCGAAAGCUAUGGAUAUAUAGCGCUCACGAUCAGACCAUAGGGAAUUUGCUUAUGACUUUGGACUUGUACGAGCCUCACACUCCACCUUACGCUGCUACGGUUCUCAUCGAAUUAAGGACAAACUCGGAAAAUCAGUAUUUUGUAACGAUUUCUUAUAAGAAUACCACUGAGGAACCGUUACUUAUGACGUUACCGGGUUGCGCUCCUAUGUGCCCUUUAAAUGAUUUUAUUAAUUUAACGAAAAACGUUGUACCUGAGGACUGGGAAAGAGAAUGUUUGAUAGAUCGAAAUGAAAUAAGUUCUAGCGAUGUCAUUGCGAUCCUGACAUCGUCCAUAUUAAUGCUAAUUUUAUUGGUCCUAAUAAUAAUCGGCUUUAUGUACUGGCGUCAUAAAAGAGAACACAGACAGUAUUAUUAUCGUUUAGCAUACAAUGGCUAUAAUGAUGCCAUAUAACGGGUAUUUGGCAAAAACAAUUGGUAUGGCGAAGUAUUAAAAAAGGUAUAGGUAGGUUAAAUCAUUGACUAUUAACGUGAUGAAAUUAGAAAGAGAGAGCAAGGCAUUUUUUUUACAAUCUUACAAUUUGGAACAAAAUGUUCGAUAUAUACAUAUAUAUUUGACAGCUAAAUUAUUAAAUCAUUUUUAAUUUUUUUAAUUGUACAUUUUAUUUGGAGGAAGCUAUUUUAUAAAAAAUGACAUAAUUUGAUCAUUUCUUCUUUCACUUAUCGUGAGGAUACUUUUACUACUGUUGUAAACAGGAGCCAUAUUUUCUUGUUAGUAAUCAUACAUUAUUUGAUGUAAUUUAUUAUAUAUAAUUUAUUACAUCGAUAUUAUGAUGACUAUUAUUACCUAUAUUAUAGGCCUAGACUUUUACUCAUUUUUAUGAAAUAUUUUUAUCUGUGUCUAAGUCUCGGCAUUCCUUCAGAAAGUUUGGUUUGCUCAUUCUUACGAUAAUAACUUAUUUGAAACUGAGCAAGAUCAAAGUCCGACCAUCGUGAUAAUAAUGUUUUAUAUAUCGAUAUAUUUUAAGAAAUUGUAAACUCUCGAAUAGACAAAUAUGGAUAUCGGGAAAUUUUAGAAAAUUAUUUUAUUUUAUCGAAAGCGACAAGUAAUCAGGUACUUUUAUAAAACAUGCGUAUUGCUAUUUGUAAUAACGCCUUAUAUCAAACUUGAAAAUGCAUAUAUAUAUUUAUAAUGAAUGUUCAACGUGAUUAAUCUCUGGUAUAUUACGAAGUACUAUACAAUGGACAAAUUUUGCAACAGAGACUUGUAAGAGACAGAACUUCUAUUUCAUAGAAUAGCUGCACAACUAUUGUUACGGUUAAUUGUCUGAUUCAUGUGAUAUCGCAGUGAUUGUCUAGUCUACUAUGUAUCCGAGCUUGAAUCUUUUUCGCGAGCUUCUUCAUACAAUGACGUAACAACUUUCAAAAGAGAAACAGCUAAUGCAGAACACUGCCCGUAAACAAAUUUUUAUUUACAGAAAUUCGGUCAUUUCAGUGAUCGUACAAGGCGUGGUAGCAAUGAUUGUAACGCAGUAUAUUUGUAAAGAGAUACAUCUUUUUCUAAUUUUUAUAUGUGCGUAAUGUUUAAUUGGAAAUUCCGAUUUUGCGAAUUUUGCGAUUGUACACCUGCGGGCUAUAAGUGAAAAAUGUGUGAAACAUGUUCCUGUUUUAAAAUCGACCAUACAACUUAGUUUUGUCGAUUAAGUGCGUGUCUCAACUUAUUUUAGAGUACUUAUAAAUAAGAAAUGUAAUGCGCAUAUUUCAUUAAGAAUAUUUUUGUGAUACUUCAAGCAGUAGUGUGAUAUGUAAUCGGCGAAAAAACUGUCAUUGCAUUUGCUGCUUUUUGCAAAAGAAAUUGCGGAUAUUACUUAUUUUGUAUGCAAAUUAAUAAAAAUUAAUUCAUACGAAA